AUGGCAAUUUCCAAAGAAGUGAAAGAAAUAAAGGUAUCAGUUACACAAGAACACAUCUUAAAGCAGUCUCUAAGGGUAGGAAAGAAAAAAUUGCACCGAAGACAUGUAGCUCCGGUAAUAAUAUGGGACUUUGGGGGUCAAGAUAUAUUUUACUCCACGCACCAAAGUUUCCUGUCCUAUCGAGCUAUAUAUUUGAUUGUACUGGAUGGUAGUAGGACCCUUGAUGACCCUUGUCAAUUUGAUCAAUAUCUGCCAGGAAGAAGUGGACGGAAAACAGCGAGAGAUUACCUGCGGUUCUGGAUAAAUACAAUUGUGACAUACUGCAAGGGCAGCAAGCAUGGAUUUCCCAAGAUUAUGAUCGUUUUUACUCAUAAAGACAAGAUUAAACAUAGUGAAGUUGAAACAACGAGAAGACAACUAUUCGAAGAUGUAAAUAGCAUGUUUCAGGGAUCCCCUCUGAUGUCACAUUUGGUUAUUGAAGACAGAAUCUUCGUAAAUGCUAAAAACAAAAAUGACCCAGAAAUGGCAAAGAUCAAAACAAGUAUUAUACGAGAGUCCAAGCUCCAACCAACAUGGGGGCAGAACUUACCAAAAUGCUUUAUCCCUCUAGAAUUAGAAUUCGAAAAUCUUAUCCGAAAUGAUAUAAAUGUAAUAACAUUUGACGAUUUGAGAAAGAUUAACACUCAGCAUCCUAUAAGACCAUUGACAGAUGCUGAACUCAAGGUUUUCCUGAAAUUCAAUCAUGCUAUUGGCAAAAUUCUAUACUUUGAUGAACCUGGGUUGGAUCAACAUGUUACACUUUUGCCAACGUAUCUCAUUGAUGCUUUUAAAUCAAUAAUCACCGAUAAAAGUUUCUGUAAAGGCGAAAAAUUAAAAGAGGAUUUGUGGAAUCUGAUGAGCCAGAAAGGAGUCAUCUCCAAAUUUGCAAUAGAAGAACUUUGGAGAAAAAGGAAAUAUCGCAUGUUUGAAAAACGCAAGGACUACUUAUUAGCAGUGAUGACUCACCUUGAUAUACUAGUCGAACCAAAGAGAUAUGAUCCUAAUCACAAUCGAAUACCGGCUGACUUUUACUAUGUAGCAAGCAUGGUCCAGGCUAAAGAUGAUACUGGGUACCUUCAGUCUCCAUCCUUCAGUGAAAGAAACAUUGCAAUAUCAUUCAAUUCAAAUGCUGCAAUAAUACCUCCGGCUUUAUCAUUCAGGUUUAUCACUUACUGCCUCAGUAUUUUUGAUGUGAAGAAAUACGGCGAGACAAACGAUGACAUGCUUUUCCAUAGAUCUGCAGUAUUUACGAUUGAUCCGUCAUUAGAUAUCCAUAUUCUAUGCGAGGAUGAAAGGAUUUUUGUCCGUCUUGUUCAUGCUAGAAAGAAAAUUCUUAUAAUGAAAGACCUGGUUUCAAGUAUCUGUGAAUGUUUGAAAUCUGCCAUUCAGAACAUCAGCCAUCUUUAUAUUCAAACCAGCAGUGAGAAGUGUGAUGUUAACGCAAGGUCUUUUCAACUGAACAUUUGCUGCAGUGCUGUUGAAGAUCCAUGUGUGCUAUCCAUUGAGGAAUUAAACAACAUCGAUGAGAGUUGGAUAUGUCCAAAACAUGGAAUAGAACACGAACAGUUUGUGCUGUCUCGUUGGAUAACAGAAAAGGUAAUUAAAUAUUUCUAUUAA
Messenger RNA from Mytilus californianus (California mussel), 1656 nucleotides. RefSeq lists its product as uncharacterized. The coding region runs from base 1 to 1656 and encodes 551 amino acids. Lineage: Eukaryota; Metazoa; Mollusca; Bivalvia; Mytilida; Mytilidae. The record is from RefSeq and is a predicted model, not a curated record. The transcript is spliced from 4 exons.